UCUUAGAUAGCAAUGUGAUAUAACAAUCCAUUAUACAGGCAGUUUCAUGGCAACGCAGACAGCGAUUAUGUAUCAUAACAACAGUAAACAAAACGUGGUACAAAACUUGCAGUACAUUCAUAGCAUGAAACAGCAGCAUGCGACGAGCAAAGCAGCAGCAUAACAGAACAUUAACAUGAACAAACUAAUCCGCUUGGAAAGGUCGGAGCGUUGCAACAUCCUCAAUAUGUUCGGAAGUUGGCAUAUCAUCGUCAUCGUCGUCCUCCCCGUCGUGGACGUAGACGUGGUCGUGGUCAGUGUCCUGGUCGGAGUCCUGGUAGGUAUGGUAAUCGUCACUAUCGCCAUAAGUGCCAAAGGUCGACUCUCCAUCCUCCGAAGAAGAAAAGGGGCUGUCGGUGCGGGCGAUACGAGCGACGCAGUAGUACAACGGAUGGUUAGGGUUGUGGAGUUCGUUAUCGACGUAGAUGAACUGAUCGGCGUAUUCAAUAUUCUGUGGGCCUGGGUUCUCAUCAUCGUCAUUGUCAUAAUAAUAAGAGUCGUUUCCAGCAAAGACAGUAUCUUCAUCAGUCAGAGUAAAGUCCCGCUGCUCUUCGUCCUCGUCUCCAUGCUCCAACCUAUACUGCUGACUCGCACCGUGCGAAAGAGGUGGACCGAAGACGUGUAUAGGUUGGGGCCCUGUAAACGCGGGAGAACAGAGGCUAUGUACCCCGUUAAGGUAUCGGUUGGUGAAAGUUCUGUAGCGAGGCCUGUUGGUCAGGCUGGGGUUACGGUUGUGGGUGCGAGUGUUGAUAAAGGGGGCGCCGACAGAGGAGGUGGAGAAGGAAGAAGAGGGAAAGUCAGGGGAGGGAGCGUAGUUUUCAAGGGGUGUAAUGAAGUCCAUAUUCUCUCGAUAUCCUCUGGUAGCCAGGCAAGAAAUAUUUGCUUGAAGAGUGGAGAUAGGCAACUGAUGCGUUAUUGUAGACAGGUGGUUGUAUGAUAUUUUGCGGAAGUAGGUUAUCUCAGGAGUGCAGCUGGUAGAUGAGAGAGAGAUACAGAGGGAAAGACGGAAGAAAGAGGAGAGAGAAGAGAAAAAGAGAGAGGCGAGACAAACUGCCCUCAAGGGGGGACUGAAAACCCUAU
This is a messenger RNA of Aspergillus versicolor CBS 583.65, 1119 nucleotides long. RefSeq lists its product as uncharacterized. The transcript has a single exon. The record is from RefSeq and is a predicted model, not a curated record. Lineage: Eukaryota; Fungi; Ascomycota; Eurotiomycetes; Eurotiales; Aspergillaceae. Bases 176 to 976 code for a protein of 266 amino acids.